UCUUAUAAAUGAAAACUCUUGUUCCCAUCACAAGAAAACCAAACCAGACGCGGAAUUAUUGAACAACUGGAGUUACCACUAAACUUAUUCAAACGGAUUUGACAUGGAGACGGUUGAAGUCAUCAAUAAUCAGAAUGUGGUUGAGAGGUUGGUGAGGCUACCGUUGGUGAGCUCCACCUAUGACAUGGUGUCCAGCGCUUACUGCACCAACAAGGACAACCACCCGUACCUCAAGUCUGUGUGUGAAGUAGCCGAGCAUGGGGUCAGGACCAUCACCACGGCGACCCUCAACGGUGCCGCACCCAUCCUCGGCAAGCUGGAGCCACAAAUUGCCUUGGCCAAUGACCUGGCCUGUAAAGGUCUGGACAAGAUUGAGAAGACCUUGCCCAUCUUGCAUCAGCCGUCGGAGCAGAUUGUCGCCAAUGCCAAAGACGCGGUGACGGGUGUCAAAGACGUGAUGUCCGUCACAGUGACGGGCGCCAAGGACAACGUGUCGCACACCUUGACCAGCGCGGUGGAGCGGACCAAGGGUGUCGUGCAGGACGGCGUGGAAAUGACCCGGGCCGCGGUCCAGGAUGGCAUUCAGAUGACCCGGGCCGCGGUCAGUGGUGGCGUGAACACGGUGAUGGAGAGCCGCGUGGCUCAGCUGGUCAGCAGCGGAAUGGACACCGCCCUCACCACUUCGGAGAGCCUGCUGGACCAGUACCUACCUGGCACAGAGGAUGAGCUGGAAAUGGAGGCUGAAACGGUGAAAGGAUUCGACGCAGCAAAGAAUGCCCCCAGUUACUAUGUGCGCCUGGGCUCCCUGUCUGUCAAGUUGCGUAAGAGGGCUUACCACAGGGCCUUGGCCCAGGUCAAGGAGGCCAAGCAGCGCAGCCAGGAGUCCAUCUCACAACUCAACCACACUGUUGAACUGAUUGAAUAUGGCAAAAUGAAUAUUGAAGGAGCAAACCAGAAGCUGAGAAGCAAACUGAGCUCCCUGAUGGAGUGGAAGUCUACUGAGGAAGAAGGAAGCAACGAGGCUGAGAACAUUGAGUCCAGGACCCUGGCAAUGGCGCGUUCCCUUACCCAGCAACUGCAGACGACGUGCCUGGGUCUGGUGUCUGGCCUGCAGGGCCUUCCCCAGAACAUCCAGGAAGAGGCCCAGUCCCUCAGCCGCCUGGCCUCCCAGGUCUACUCCAGCUUCAGCAAGGCGGCGGCGUUCGGGGACCUGUCGGACGGCGUGCUGGCCAGCAGCAAGGCCCAGCUGGGCAAGAUGAAGGAGUCCCUGGACGACGUCAUGGACUACCUCGUCAACAACACGCCCCUUAACUGGCUGGUGGGCCCCUUUUACCCCCAGCUGACCCCGCCCCCUACGGCCCCACCCUCCGCCAACACCUCAACCCCCCCCACUUCCCAGAACACAACGACCCGUUCAGAUCUGGAGAUGACAUCGAUGAGCUGUAAGCACUAGCUGCCUGUUCAUCGCCCCUCCGUCACAUCCCAUAAUCCCCCCGUUACACAGAAGAGCCUGCGGUUUUUCAGAAUGUGGAUUUGACACGCUGUUGGGCACCAUAAUCUAAAUGCUGACUGUGAAAGUUGCUCAAUAACCUCUAAUAUACAAAUUCCUUUUCUUAAUCAUCACCAAGCCUUUUAAUAUUGCUGUUUUUUUAACAUUGCUUAAUAUCCUGUUAUAACCACUUGUAAUGUUGACAAAGUCUCAUGUUAAUGCGUUAUGAUAUACCCACCAUCAUUUUACAACCUUUAAAUAAACAGGUUUAUAUUUAAA
This is a messenger RNA of Esox lucius (northern pike), 1768 nucleotides long. It is a transcript of the gene plin2, whose product is annotated as perilipin 2. Bases 104 to 1453 code for a protein of 449 amino acids. The transcript has 8 exons. Gene Ontology annotation, cellular component: lipid droplet; cytosol. Gene Ontology annotation, biological process: positive regulation of triglyceride storage; lipid storage. NCBI's taxonomy places the organism in Eukaryota, Metazoa, Chordata, Actinopteri, Esociformes, Esocidae. The record is from RefSeq and is a predicted model, not a curated record.